Periconia digitata is the source of this 2967-nucleotide messenger RNA. NCBI's taxonomy places the organism in Eukaryota, Fungi, Ascomycota, Dothideomycetes, Pleosporales, Periconiaceae. The record is from the annotation of a GenBank genome assembly.
ACAUAUGUACUCAUCUAUAUCUGCUCCGCCUGCAACCUGCUUGUUCUGCCUCCCUUCCUCCCUCCUCGCUUUCUGCCAAAACUCCCUUCCUUGGUCCAUCACAUAUAUACAUACUCAACAACCCACCCUCUUUAUAUUAUCCUUCCCUUGCUUAUUUGCUUGUCUACAUACAGCACUGCAGACCCUCUCUCUCCCCACUUUGGCUAUAUUCCAUACAUAUCCUCCCCACCCACCCAACUACCUGGCCUGCCCGCCCGAGCCGCUUUUAUACACGCACCCAUCCAUCCAUACAGUACAUACAUACAGUACUUCCCCCUCGUGUGUAAUCGUCCUCCCCGCCCCGGCCCUUCUUUCUGGCUUCCAUUGUUCUCUGCGCACUGUCGUUUUCCUGUGCAACGAGCUCGACGCGCGCAAGGGCUCGGGCGCGAACCUGCCAUUGAGACACACGGUGACGCUCGUUGAUCCUCUGACUCUCGGUUUUUAUUGUUUUAUUCUUUGCACCCCUGCACAGACAGCAACAAGACGACGCAGGUGAAGACACGGCCAUCACAUGUACUGCUGCUCGUCUGCUGCUGCUGCUGCUGCUGCUGCUGCACUGCAUCCGUCGUCUUCCUUUUCUGCUUCAGCACCACCCGCCGCCUGCUCUUCUCCCACAUGGCAAAGGUCAAAUCAACAGCGCCAUGCUCGCAUGCCGACUGCAUACUUGCCUACUCCAUCCCCUUGUCAACCAUGACCGGCAUGAGCCAACCAGGAAUGCUGACCCGUCUCGCUGCAGGCGAAAAUACUUUUCGAGCGUCGAGCGUCUGCGCAUUGAGGAGGAGCACGUCCUGCACGAACAGCGCCAGCACGAGCAUGGUGCCUCGUCGCGUCAAUCCUCCCGUGCCAACUCCAUAGCUCUGCACCGCUCCCUGACUCUGACCGUGAGGGCACGUCGCCGACUAAGAAAGCCCCAGCCCCAAAACCAUCACGCCGCCCAGGCCGAUGCUCAAUUCUUCCUGUCCCUCCCCGAAAAAGUCCAACGCUCUGCUUUCUCCAGAGAAGAGCAGAUUCUCCUCGCCGGCAGCUGCUCCUCGCCUCAAACUCCUAGCCAUCACGAUCCACACCCGCACCAGACUCCAAGUGCCACUCCUUUUUCCGACUUCCAGUUCGACUUCACCCCCGUUCGUGGUCGUUCCCUGAGGCGUUCGUCAUCGGCUGCCUCGCUCUCUCGCUCCCCUGUCUCCCCCACCCGAGCCUCCAUCAACCCCUCCUCCAUGCGAGCCCAAGAAGAUACCGACAGCAGUGUGCUCUACUUGGACAGGAUGAGUUCUGCAUCCAACAUCCAACCGUCGUCCGGAAGCAGUAGAAGGGCCAGGUCGCUUACCCACCUUCCACCUCCCGUCCGCAGCUCCAUUUCUUCAAACAACUCUCUGCCCCGCUCGCAGUCUUCGACGCGCGCGAACCUGUCCUGGCACCAGCGCUCUCAUUCCUACUCUUUGUCCAUAUCCGGCCGACGCUCAUCGCAAUUGCCAGUGGCUCCCGUAUUCGAUUCCGAGGCCUCUCACUAUCGGGAUCCAGAGGCCAGGAAAAAGCUUCGCACCUACUUUACUUCUCCGCAGAAGUUUGAUGAAGCUGUGGAAUUCGGCUUUGCACCAAUUGCAGACAAGGAUAGCAAAGCAAACCACUAUUCGCUCCCUCCCAUUGCUACCGAUGCUCAGAAUUUCAGCCGCGAUAUGCAGACAUUCUUGAGGGACGACACAAUUUCCUUUCUGGAAGAUCUGGACGAUGAUGACAAGAGCCUGAGAUCCGAUCAUGGAUCCAUGGCAGACGAUGAGUCGCCCAUCACUCCUUCCAGCGGACAGUCCUUCCGCUGCCAUACCCGCCAGCAAUCGUCCAACUUCUCGUCUAUUGACUCCAACGGUCUACCUCCGCAUCAUCCCCUGUCCAGCCGCUUCAAUCGCGAGAUGACUUUGCGCAUGACCCUCACUCGGCCAGACCUGAGAGCUGACGAGGAGCAACUGUACGGCUGGCAAAGCAACAAAAGCAUAAAAGACGACCCAUUUGCUCUGGAGGAACUGCAACUCACAGAUGACAUGAAUGGAACAAAGGGCCCAUUCUACGUAAAGCCAAAGCCACACGGCAAUCUCGUUUCGCGCCUGUUCAAGCGCGCAAGUCGAAAAAGCCGGUAGAUGCACUCACUACACUACCUUGCGUACGACAUGUCCAGCGGGGCUACGAUGGGUCUUGUGUUUUUCUUUUCCGGUUCACUUCUCAGCAUCCCAACGUUCAUAAUACGACUUUAACGAUGCAACGUGCAUGCAGCAUUUUCCAGCGGGCGUUUGAUUUUUAUUGGUGCUUACCAAGAGACUCGCGGAUGGACCGAAUUAAUCUCCUUUGUCUUUUUCCUUUUCUUCAAAACAUGUACGAUAUGAUACCACUUUUUUUUUCUACGAGUCAUCAGCGCGUUAAUGCGCCUUUUCGAAUGCCAUCAGAUGAAAUCUCCCCCCUUUUUUUUGUCCAUCAAGGGGAUCAGCAUACUAGCAUCUUUCCAAGUUGUGUUAAUGACUGCGCGCAUAUAGCGCUGGGAUUCGUCGAAGGCGAAAACAUCAACAUGACGUGGUCCUAUAGAAUCGUUGUUUGUGCGGCUGAUGGCGACGAGCGAGAGAGAGGAAUGGAUACCCAGAGCUUAACAAAGAUAGCCUUCCACCCAAUCCAAACAGAUAGGAUCCAGCCAACAUGGCGAAUAAUCAUGAACUGAUCAGCAUAUCUGCGUCUACACUUUCCUUUCGCCCGGUUUCCUAGUUGGGCGGGGUUUUUCAUGCGUGGAGAUGAAUAGCAUGUAAUACCAGUCAAUCACGCACGCUUCCUGUGGCGUGCGUGCGUCUUGUCUGCAUCUGCAUGUUGAUUGAUUUGAUCACAACAUGCAUUUGCCCACGCUAAUACCACAACUGAACAGUACUCUUCUGUAACAAGCACUUCGCGUGGUUU